AUGAAAAAAUUGAUUGAAGCAACAAAAAAUGUAUUUUCAAAAAGAGAUCCUUCAGAGUUUGAUAAAGCAAAGAAAAUAUAUAAAGGACUGGGCAAAAAUGUUAAAGAAGCAUUAGUUAGUCUUGGACAAUUAAAUAAGAAUGUUGAUAAAAUGUCAGCUAAAAUCAUCGAAUUAGCUAAAGGAUUUAAGAAGGCAGAUGAUGGAAAGAAUCCCAAUAUUACAAAUCAGGUAAAUUGCAUACUUUUAUUCUCUGAGAGAGUAAAUCAUAUUACAACAGACUUCUUUGAUACGGAAAUAGAUCAAAAAGUAAAUGUCCCGAUAGAUUUGUUUGCAAAAGAAUAUGCAAGACUAAAAUUUUUAUAUAAAAAGCGAAAAUCUACAUUAAAAUUGGUAGAAAAUGCGCAAAAUGAAUGUAUAAAUCUUAGAAAACAGACUGGUGUACAGCCUGUUGCGCUUGAAAGAGUUGAUAAAGAACUUACACGCCUGAAUUUAAGAUUUGCUCAGAUAGACGAAGAUUUUAUAAAGACAACAUAUCGUCUUAAGGCACAAAAAUCAUAUCAAGUAAUUAAAAAUCCUACAAUUGCAUUAUCUCAAAUUAUGAGCCAAUAUUUGAAAUUAGUUUUUAAGGAAAUGACUGAUAUGAGAGUUGCAUUUCCACCGCAGAUUUUCCAGUCGGAAUCCGCCAAUUUUCAACAAAAUAUUAUAUUUUCGCAAAAUCAACAAUACAUACAAAAUGCUGUACCAGCUCCAAAUCCAUAUGAUGAGUUAUGA
Messenger RNA from Trichomonas vaginalis G3, 771 nucleotides. RefSeq names its product arfaptin homology (AH) domain/bar domain domain-containing protein. Bases 1 to 771 code for a protein of 256 amino acids. NCBI's taxonomy places the organism in Eukaryota, Parabasalia, Trichomonadida, Trichomonadidae. The record is from RefSeq and is a predicted model, not a curated record. The transcript has a single exon.